Molecule: messenger RNA, 635 nt
Organism: Cuscuta europaea
Lineage: Eukaryota; Viridiplantae; Streptophyta; Magnoliopsida; Solanales; Convolvulaceae
Source: the annotation of a GenBank genome assembly
CUCGACCCAGCUACCAUCCAAGGAGUAAAAAACUCUGAAAAUACUCCAUACCAUCCUCCAUUUUCGAGCUCAACACAAAGAAGUCUAAGGAGGAAGACUUAAGGAAGAAAAAGUGAGGAAAAAGUGUGGUGAUUAAGGAGCAUAAAUAAAGUGUUUCUAGAGUUCGCCGGAGUUUCGCCGGAGUUUCGCCGGAGUCCGACCGAGGAGCGUAGAACGGGCUAAAGCUCAUUUAAGGUAUGGAGGCUCUCUUCGCAAUGAAAAAGAAGAAGGAGAGGGCGCAGGCCCAGAAGAAGGAGAAGAAGGAGCCCUCGGGUCAAAAGCCCAUUGAUGAGGUUUUCCCGAAGGAGGCUGUGGAGCCUUCAGUUGCUGCUGCUCCCGCUACUGUGGCCGGGGGGCCGAAGGCCGAUGUGGCAGCCAAGAAGAAAAAGGGAGGCAAGGGGGUGGAGCCCCCGAUCAAGAACCAGAAGGUUGUUGGGGGCGCCGUUGAAAAGGCGGCCCCCCUCAUAGUAAUCGAUGAUCAGCCCUCCGCUGACACCCCGGCCAUUGACACUCUGGCUCAAACAGACCUUCCCCCGGGGAACCUGCCUCGGGAGAUUAUUCAGCUCUCCCUCGCUCCGGGGGCAUCUGUGUUGCAC